AUGGUAUCAAGGGACAAAUUCCGUUUAAUUCUAUGCUGUAUUUUGCUGCUUCUACUGGUUCUGUUAUUUGGCAAACAUCUUGGCCUUCAUAAACGACUGAGUGUCAUAGUAACCACUUUACAGCCACCAAAACAAUACAAACCAACUUGGGAAUCGGUGGACACUCGUCCAUUACCUGAUUGGUAUGAUAAUGCCAAGUUCGGUAUUUUUCUCCACUGGGGACUGUAUUCCGUCCCCGCAUUUGGAAGUGAGUGGUUCUGGUACAACUGGGAAACAAAAAAAGAUCCUGCCAUUGUGGACUACAUGAAGAAAAAUUACCCACAAAUAAAAGAAUAUAAAGAUUUUAUUGCACUUUUCACAGCGGAGAAAUUCAACGCUGAUUAUUGGGCGGAGUUAUUUCAGGCAUCAGGUGCAAGAUAUGUUGUGCUAACCAGUAAACACCAUGAAGGCUGGACACUCUGGGGUUCUAAACAGUCAUCCAUUGGUAAUUCCGUAGACAGUGGUCCACAUAGGGACCUUGUUGGUGAACUUGCAGCCUCAAUAGCAAAGAAGACAGACUUGCAUUUUGGUCUGUAUUACUCACUACUUGAGUGGUAUAACCCUCUCUACUUAAGUGACAAAGCCAGCAAUUUUGAAAAAAAUGAUUACAUCAAGAAUGUUGUAACACCACAGCUGAAUGAGCUUAUUGUGAGUUACAAACCUGAUGUGUUGUGGCUCGAUGGUGACUGGGGUGGUAGUGACAAAUACUGGAAUGCUACAAACUUUUUAGCAUGGCUAUACAGUGAGAGUUCUGUGAAAGAUACCAUAGUAACCAAUGAUCGAUGGGGUGAACGUAGUAAACAUGGCGAUUAUAUCACAAAACUACAAAAAAUUAACGACAGAAAAUGGGAAAAUGCAAUAACUAUUGAUAAAAAGUCAUGGGGUUAUCGUCGUGAAGCAAAUAAAGACGACUUUCGGAAACUGGAAGACGUGAUAAGCAGCCUCGUGAGGACUGUCAGCUGUGGUGGGAAUUUCCUAUUAAAUAUUGGCCCAUCCCAUGAGGGAUUAAUCCAUCCGGUCUUCGAUGGACAUCUGCGUGAAAUUGGCAGUUGGCUAAAAAUCAAUGGCGAAGCAAUAUACAACACCAAACCAUGGAAACACCAGAAAGACAAGACUUCUAGUGUUUGGUAUACAUCCAGGUCCAAAUAUAGUGGUAUCACAGUAGUCUAUGCAAUACUUCUUGAAUGGCCCACACUGGAGUCCAGCCAGUUGCAGCUCGGGUCGGUGAAAAAAACAGACACAACUUCAAUCGAGAUGUUGGGACUUGAGAAAGACAUUCAAUGGCAGGGGAAUGAAAAUGGAAUAUCUAUCACAUUGCCAUUGCAAGCUGAGUUGCCAUGUCGAUAUGCUUGGGUAUUUCAACUACGAAAAGUUGUUGGUUGA
This is a messenger RNA of Saccoglossus kowalevskii, 1422 nucleotides long. RefSeq names its product alpha-L-fucosidase-like. The record is from RefSeq and is a predicted model, not a curated record. Gene Ontology annotation, cellular component: lysosome. Gene Ontology annotation, molecular function: alpha-L-fucosidase activity. Gene Ontology annotation, biological process: glycoside catabolic process; fucose metabolic process. Lineage: Eukaryota; Metazoa; Hemichordata; Enteropneusta; Harrimaniidae.